AUGGUUCAUUUACAUACAUCUCCCAAGCCUAGAGAACAUGCUCCAUCGUCGGCCUCUACAAGUAACAACAACAGCAAUCUGAUUCUUGAACAACAACGACAAGCCUACUAUUUGGCCUAUAAUCAAGACAAGAGGGUAAUUCAAGAAAAACAAGAAGCCUAUUAUGAUUAUGAAGAGGCAGCAGAGGAUGUUGAUGAAGACGAGUACUAUCCGACCGUAGCAAAUACUUACCAAAAUAGCAAUAUGAUUGGAGCUCCAAGUAAUAAUGGUUUUGAACAACAGCCAGACCAUACCAAACCAACUUUCAAUCCAUCCUCAUCGACGAGUGACUCUAUUCCAUGUUAUGGCAAUGAGGAAUAUCAUCCUCAUGAAAAUUCCAUAAUGAGAGACGACGAAGAGGAUGAAUAUGUUGACGACGGCGACGACCAUGAAGCUAAUGAUUUGGAGAAUCAAUUUUCUGAGACUGGACUCAAUAGUAGUUAUGAUGAAAUGAACGAAAAUCCAUACGCAAAAGAUUCACCUCAACAAGAGCACUAUAUCGAAGGAGUGCAAUUUUUACUUCCACUUCGUUAUGAACCAAUAGAAUGUGUCGGAAAAGGAGCGUACGGAAUAGUCAUUAGUGCAAACGACAGACUCAUGAAUCGAAAAGUAGCUAUUAAAAAGAUUGAAGCCGUUUUCAAGAAGGAGAAAUUCUUUCAAAAGAGAAUUAUGAGAGAAAUCAAAAUUUUAAUUCAUUGCAAAGGACAUCCAAACAUUGUUGAAAUACUAGAUUUAGUUCCUCCUGAAUCAUUCGAUGAAUUCGAAGACAUUUAUAUCGUGACCGAAUAUAUGGAUUGUAAUUUACAGGAAUUACUCAAAUCAGGGCAAAAAUUCAGCGAGCAAAACAUUCAAUACUUUUUAUAUCAAAUGUUGAAAGCCCUAGAUGUUUUACAUUCUUGUGAUAUUGUCCACCGUGACAUUAAGAGCAGUAAUAUCUUGGUCAAUAAUGAUUAUGAAGUCAAGUUUUGUGAUUUUGGAUUGUCACGAGCAAUGAUGAAUGAAAAGAUGUCUACAGACAAUGUUGCUACCAGGUGGUAUCGAUCUCCAGAACUAUUACUGAAAUAUCACAAAGCAGGAAAACCAAUCGAUGUGUGGAGUUUGGGAUGUGUUUUCGCAGAGCUGCUCUCAACGCCAAAACAACACGUUCUUUUCCCUGGAGAGAGCCAUCUCAAUCAAAUCGACAAGAUUUUGGACAUUUUAGGAACUCCAGCACCUGAGGAUAUUUAUGGAUGCUUCAAAGCUCAAGUUUAUAUGAGCAAUCAGCCAUUCAGAAAGAAGAAAGAUUUCAGCAAACUGUUCCCAGAAGCAAAUCCUGAAGCGUUGGACCUUUUGGAAAAGAUGCUCUCGUUUUCUCCUGAUAAGAGAAUUACCGUUAAGGAAGCUCUUAAACACCCAUAUUUAGAGAGUAUGGCAAAUCAUAUGGAUGAUGAGGAAGAGGGAAUUUCUUCAGAUGGCGGAUUUGUGACCCGAGAUUUCGAAUAUAGAUUCGAUGAGUCUUGGGAAGUGCAUCAAAUUAAGAAAAUGAUGUAUGACGAGUGUAUUAAUUUUCAUAGUGCAUGGUCGAGGAAGUAG
Molecule: messenger RNA, 1611 nt
Organism: Naegleria fowleri
Lineage: Eukaryota; Heterolobosea; Eutetramitea; Acrasida; Naegleriidae
Exons: 1
Coding region: 1-1611 (536 amino acids)
Biological process (GO): intracellular signal transduction; protein phosphorylation
Cellular component (GO): nucleus; cytoplasm
Molecular function (GO): MAP kinase activity; ATP binding
Source: RefSeq, a predicted model, not a curated record